AUGCAAAUGAUAAGCUUCGAUGUGGUGAGUCUGUUCACCAAUGUGCCCACUACCGAAGCUCUGAGCAUAGUGAGGACAAGACUGAAGAGCGACGAUACACUGCCCGAAAGAACGACAAUCCCGACUGAUGACAUCAUGGAACUACUGACAUUCUAUGUCACCAGCACCGCCUUCCAACUGGGCGAUGACUACUACCAACAAACUGAAGGAAUGGCCAUGGGAUCACCCCUGUCACCGGUGAUCGCCUACAUCUACAUGGAAAACUUCGAAGAGCUGGCCUUACAAACAGCACCACUGAAACCAUCCCUGUGGCUGCGAUAUGUCGACGACACAUUCGUCCUGUGGGACCAUCGCGAGGACAUAACACCAUUCCUAGACCACCUCAACAGCCUCCGACUCUCCAUCCAAUUCACAAUGGAAACAGAAGUCGACAACAAACUACCAUUCCUUGACGUCCAAGUGGAGAAAUCUGAGGAAGCAUUCAGAACAUCGGUCUACCGCAAACCAACAGCAACCGACCGCUACCUCAACUUCAAGUCACACCACCCAGACACAGUCAAGAAAGGUAUCGUCAGAUGCCUGCAGACCCGAGCCACCAACAUCUGUGGAGACGAAGCAGCCAAAAAGAUGGAAAUGUCACGCCUUACCAGCACCUUCAGGAGAAACGGAUACCCAACGAGCUUCAUGAAACACAAACCCAAGGAAGCAUCCCAACAACAACCAAGGAAUAAGCCCAUCACGACAGUAUCCCUCCCAUACAACAGAGGACUGUCAGAGAAGCUAAGGCGAAUCUGCGGAACAUACAACAUCAGGACGGUGUUCAGAAGUACCACCACCCUCCGCAAGUCACUCACAAAGGUCAUACCGCUAACCACCAAGGAGCAAACAAAGAACUGCAUAUACGACAUCCCGUGCAGCUGCGGCAGGUCAUAG
This is a messenger RNA of Amphibalanus amphitrite, 933 nucleotides long. RefSeq lists its product as uncharacterized. Lineage: Eukaryota; Metazoa; Arthropoda; Thecostraca; Balanomorpha; Balanidae. The record is from RefSeq and is a predicted model, not a curated record. The transcript has a single exon. The coding region runs from base 1 to 933 and encodes 310 amino acids.